GCUUAUCUUUGUUCAAAACGAACACGUCAUUACGUCCGAGUUUUGCUAGCUCGAUAUUUUGAUCUAUAAAGAGUUGCUCACCCAGACAGAACCUUGACAAAGGUCACAAUUUGUACAGAACGUGCGCACAUGUAGUGGUUUUCUUUACGUUAGUUACCUGAACAAAGGCUUUUCAUAGUCUUCUGCAGGAAAAACACCAUCCGAGGGCCCAGAGGUGUGGAAAUGGGGACAAAUAUCAGCGCUAGACAUUAAUCUUUUAUUAUAGUCUUUGUCAACAAGCUUUAUUUCACAGAUUAGCCUGUCCCAUAUAUUUCAUUCAUUUCCCGACUGAGCAAGAAUAGAGAUAUCUUGGGUUCCACGGCCGAGCGGAGGGAGGAUGAGGUGUGGUCAGCCCCCGGAGGCUCUGCUGGCCCCGAGAGUGACCUCUCAAGGCCUCGCUCCGAGGCUAAAGCUCUUCCCAAAUGACUCCUCUGCGUUUGUGUUUCUAGGACACUUGAGAUUUGUCCACGGUGGUUGCAAUAGCACACGACUCAUAACUGUAAACGCUUGAAAUAAAUACACUUUGUCAUACAAUUGAUCGUGAAUGAGCGGCUGGGCAAAUUAAUUGGGUCGUCAACAAUUGAGUCCACAUCGGCAGUUGUGCCAAAUGGAUCACUUUAUGGUUUAUGGUGUCUUAUCCUUACAUCAGCCCAGCCUCUGAAACAUGAGGAUGGAGAAGGGAAGUGCCGAGAACAACCAAUCCUUAUUUUCCUUAUCAUUGUGCAGGACAUGUUCUCGAGUGCCAGCAAGGUUUUAAGAGGGGGAAAAAAGCCCUAUUUAUUCUGUGUCUAGGACAACGGCGUAUCGCAUCUAGGCCUACGCCUACUCUGUUCACCGGCCCGCAGGGGACAUGUCAUAUUGCGAAAAAGUGUUUUUAGGCGAGGCUUAUAAAUUGAUCAGGGCGCUGGAUGCACGGUUUACUUUGUGAGCGAUUCAUCCAGAUGACGGCUCGAGACUUCUCACCAGUCAUGAUAAAGGUAUUUUUAGGCUUGCUGGCAUCCUCAGCCUUGUCAAAAGGAAUGUUCAUAAAUAACAAAACAGAUCAUGGGAAUUUUACACCUCCUCCACCUGGCUCACGGGACAGGCCCAUUCCUCCCGAAUACUGGGGUACUGGCGUUUAUCCUCCACUGCCUGAGAACCACUUGCCAGAACAUGACUACAACAAGACGGAUUAUGUCCCUCCACAGAUACGCGCUGGAGAGAACUACCCUAUGCUACCAAAGGGUUAUCCCUUUCCACCAGAUAGUGGGGCUAAUUCCCAAGGGUCUCGCAUGUUCGACAUGCCAGACUUGACAUAUUGCAAUAUGAUCUUGGAAGCGCCGGUGCCCCCAACUGCAGAUCAAGUACCUUGGUUCUGCACCUGCUCUUUGUGCAAAGGAGCUAGCGGUGGCCCAAAGGGUGAAAGAGGAGACAGAGGUUUACCAGGUCCACCUGGGAGUUCAGGAAGUAGAGGUUUAAGUGGUCCCCGAGGUCAGCCAGGUUUCACAGGUCUACCAGGACUUAAGGGCCAGAAAGGUGAUGAAGGUAUGAAAGGGAACGAAGGUCCAUUGGGUCCAGUGGGAUUGAUGGGAGAGCGUGGAUUCAAGGGUGAUAAAGGAGACAUGGGUUUGGAAGGGAUGCCAGGGAACCAAGGACCUCCUGGACCCCCCGGGGAUUGCCCUUCACUGUGUGAUUCUGUGAAUGGACCUCCAGGAGAAGUUGGAUUACCAGGAGUAGUUGGACCUAGAGGCCUCCCAGGAGGCUCAGGAGAACCUGGGGCGAAAGGUGAGAAGGGUGAUCAUGGUGAAAUAGGUAACCCCGGCGUUCCAGGCCUUAAUGGGUUGAAAGGCGAUCAAGGCGAACAAGGUGUGUGCCAUUGCAAGGACGGGGCCAAAGGUGCAGAUGGAAUGACUGGGCCUCCUGGUCCAAAGGGUGAAAAAGGGAAUGUUGGUUCUCAGGGGCUUGAAGGGGUAAGUGGUCCUAAAGGUGAAAAAGGAGAACUAGGAGCGACAGGUCUUCCUGGUCCCUGCUCUCCUGCCAUCCAGUCAGGCUUUUCAGCAAGACUCGCUAUCAGUAUCCCAAGUCCAGACAGACCUGUUCCCUUCAGCAUAAUCAUUUACAAUGCACAGUUACACUACAACCCCACUCGUGGUGUCUACACGGCUCCUGUCAACGGCACGUACAGCUUCAGCUACAAUUUGUGUAUCUUCAACAAAGUCCUCAAAGUGGGGCUCUUCCGCAAUUUUUUCCCGAUCGUGAAAAGCACCGGAACAACAAACCUUGGUAUGGUCUCUCAGGUGGUGGUUCUGCACCUGAACAUGGGUGACCAAGUGUGGAUCCAGGUAAAGGACAUAAACAGUAACAGUAUGUGUACCAACAGUGAGAAUAGUAGCACCUUCUCUGGUUUCCUGCUUUACCCAGACAGCUGUGAUGAACCAUUAUCCCGAGACGUACCUGACCCUAUCGCUGGCACAUACAGCUGGGGUACACUGGAAGCAGUAGACGAGGAAUAAACGUAAUCGUUGUUCAAAUGCCACAUUUCACUCAAGACAACAAACUCUGUUGUAUCUAUAUCGAUACUUCUCACCUGCUCUGACUAUUUUUUCUACAUAUUCAGGUAUAGCAGUUCUUUUCGAAAGAUCGUUUAUCAGAGGUUUUGACACUGUUAUGUUGUCUGACUUUGCAAAACUUUAUCCUAAUCUCAUCUAUCCUAACUGUAUUUCUUGGUGAUCUUCCAUUUGUGUUGAAAAAUCGUGGUUUGUCCGGCUACCAGCUGCCAAAUCACGAGUCAAACUGGUAGACCAUCUUUCCCAGCUGGUAAGUUAUUUUCCAGCUUAAUUAAAUCAAUCAAUAAACGUCUGAGAUUUUCUAAUUGCCUCACCGUCGUGUGAUUUUCUUAAUAAAAAUGAUUAGCAUUUGUAGCACUAAUUCAGAAAUGGCUACCAACUUGCAAAGAUGGUCUACCAGUUUGACCAGCUAGGUCCGCUCGUGUUUUGCCAGCUGGUAGAUGGACGUUUCCAUAGGAAUGACUUUGACUCUGCUACGUUCUCCCGUUCUCCUUCUUAAAGUCUUUCAUAAGUGCAUGGUUGUAUCGAGAACCUGGACGAGAACUUUCCGGAAGGUUAAGCAAAUUCCUUUCAAAAUACAAGUCUGUUCAUUUACAGAUCUUUCCGUUGUUUUCAAUUCAUUUAUAUCUCGUGGACGUGUGCCGUCCUUAUCUAGUACUUUAAAUGUUUAAGAUGUAAUUAAUUAAAUAGUCAUACUAUGUCUUCAGAGAAACAGCUAGUGGUAGAAAGUAAACUCUAAGAAAACCGAAGUUCGGAUUAUCCUAAAUAAUGAACCUAUUGAUAAGAUCCUUCGUUUAGAAAAUGUUAUUCUGUAAUAGCUGUUGUCCUAAAUGUAACUGCUAUGGCUACUAAACAGAUAAGAUUUAGGAUGUUUCUGUAAUGGUUAGGUUAAAUACAUAAUCACUAUGAGAGUCAUAAACCCAAUAGGUUAAUUUAAAUCAUGACCAUAACUAUAAUACUACUUACUGCCAUGUACUAGUAACAUAAUCAUGAAGAAUAAUCUUAGCACAAGGAUGUGAUCGAGGCUGAA
This is a messenger RNA of Ictalurus punctatus (channel catfish), 3615 nucleotides long. RefSeq names its product collagen alpha-1(X) chain. The record is from RefSeq and is a predicted model, not a curated record. The coding region runs from base 948 to 2531 and encodes 527 amino acids. The transcript is spliced from 5 exons. Gene Ontology annotation, molecular function: protein binding. Lineage: Eukaryota; Metazoa; Chordata; Actinopteri; Siluriformes; Ictaluridae.